GUUUGCUUCGGGCCAGAAAAAGCCAGGAAGGAGGGCCUCUCGCACGGGUAUAAAUGCCAAACAGGUGGACGUUUCUUUGCACAAAAAAGGGAUAUACGAUGAAAUGCGGAGGCUUAAAAAAGUCAUGAUUCCCAGAUUCGCUGGAUGGACAGCCACCGGACGUGCUUAGGCCUUACGGCGCAGCCAGAGCGAAGCAGUUUGAAAUCCGCCGGUGCCUUCUUUCCAGGAGGAGAGUGUGACAGGAUCGUGGGCCCGUUGCCAGCUGCCUGGAGAGGGGGGAAACUCCUCUCGUUUUGGUAGAGGUCUGCUGGAAAUGUUCUGUACCAGGGAGGAGCCAAAUCUAGAAUCUUAUUCGUCUGACAGUUUUCUAUAAGAAAACAUCACCUAGAGAUCAUCCAAUAUGAAAAUGGAGGGGCAAAGCACCACAACAGGGGAAGCAUCGAAGGGGAUAUCAAAACCCCAUCACAUCCUCCAGGCUGUGAGUAUUGAGAAAUUCCUGCAAAGGAGACCAGGAGCUCCAGGGCAUCAUCAAGGAACCGAGAGUUCCCUUUCCCUGGCGCAGUGGGAAGCCCAGUGGCAGGACUUCCUCAGCACACUGGAAAAGCCUCGCUCUGGAAUCCCACACUUGCCAGAGAAACCUUCGCCCUGGGAUGAUGCCAAGGCCUUUCUGGCCUCCUUUGAGCAAGUGGCUGAAGCCUGUCAGUGGCCCCAGGAAGAGUGGGUGACCCGACUCCGGCCAGCCAUCAGUGGAGAAGCCGAGCAGGCCUUUAGCACACUGGAUUUCCCAGACAGGGAGGAUUAUGGGAAGGUGAAGGCGGCCAUCUUGCGAGGGGAUGCCAUGAGCCGGGAGAAGCAGCGUCAGCAAUUCAGACGUUUCUGCUACCAGGAGGCCGAGGGGCCACGGGGGGCUUACAGCCAACUCCAGGAAAUGUGCCGUGGGUGGCUGAGAGUGGAGAAGCACAGCAAGGAGCAGAUCCUGGAGCUCUUGAUCCUGGAGCAGCUGCUGACUGUCCUGCCCCCGGAGAUCCAGAGCUGGGUGAGCGAAGGCGGCCCUGAGAGCUGCUCCCAGGCAGUGGCCCUGGCUGAAGAGUUCCUCUUCAGGAAGCAGGUGCCCUUGGAGGACGUGUCUGGGAGUGUCUCCGAGGCAAGCCAGGCUCCGCCUGAGGGUGAGUGGAGGCAUCUCUUAAUGGACAUCAAGGAAGAGGAGGACAGAGAGGCCAGCCUACUAGUAGGAAGCAGAGGUGAGGCGGCUGGGGAAUUACCGGGAUCAUCACUGGAAAAAGUCAAGAAUGAACACUCCGAAGGAAACUUCAGGGAUGAAGAUGGAAAAAAGCAGGAGAGAAUCAAUGCAGUUGAAACUAGACAUGAACCCAUUCCUUGCCCAGGAGGAGACUUCCAAGAAAUCCCAGUCCAAGAAGAAAGGCCAACCGAAAAAAGAAGGAAGGAAGACCUCCAUGCUAGCCAGAGAAUCCGCUCCAGGGAAAGAGAAAAAGAAAGUGCGAUAUUUGGAAAGACGUUUGUACAGAAAACAAACGUAAUUUCCCAGGGACAAAUUCACUUAGUAGAAAAACCAUAUAAUUGCUUAGAGUGUGGAAAGAGCUUCAGUCGCCGAACAACCCUUACUUCACAUGAAAGAAUUCAUUUAGAGGAUCAUCAAGAGAAUGAGGAAGAUGAGGAAGUGCAUCAACUAUCACCAGAUAAAACCAGGAAUCAAGAGCUGAAAGGAAACUUCAGGAAUCGAGGUGGACCCAAGAGGCAGAAAGGAAGCCACAUAGUCCAGAAGAGCUUUAAAGCUAUUCCUUAUCAAGGAGGGGAUUUCUGUGAAGUAAUUCACAUGGCAGAGGAAACAUACAAAUGCUUGGAAUAUGGAAAGAGCUUCUCAGAUCAAACCCAAUAUGAUACUCAUUUGCGAAUGCACAAUGGAAAGAAGACCUAUAAAUGCUUGGAGUGUGGAAAGAGCUUCAUGCGGAGAUCAAAUCUCCUUAGACAUCACAGAAUCCAUAUAGGAGAGAAACCAUACAACUGCUCAAACUGCGGCAAAAGUUUCUCACGUAAAGCAUACCUUAUCGAACACCAAAGAAUUCAUUCAGGAAAGAGGCCGUUUCUCUGUUCAGAAUGUGGAAGGAGCUUCAGCUGGAGCAGCAAUCUUAAACGGCACCGAAGAAUCCACACAGAGGAGAAAUCUUUUGCAUGUUCAGAGUGGAAAGAAAUUAAAUCAGAGUUGCCAUCUUCUACAACAUUUAAGAAUGCACACAGAAGAGAAACCUUUUGAAUGCUAGUGAGUGGAGAGAAAUUCCAUCAGAAAUCCACACUUUAGCAACAUCAGAGAAUCCAAAUGAGGAGAAAUGGUGUAGCUGCUCAGCCCGUGACAAGAGCUUCUCUCCUAUUUCACACUUUAAAGACAACCACAGACUCCACACAGGGUUGAAUCACUAUAAACUCUUGGGAAGAGCUUGCAUCUGCACAGAAACCUUACCAUACCCAUAGAAACACAAAUAUUAACUGGAGUGAAUCAGAAUAAAUGCUCAGAUUGUGGGCGCCUCAAACUGAUCUCAAAGGGAAGAAAGCAAAGAUAUGCUCUGAGGGUGCAAGAAGCUUUCAUGAUCUGCUUUGCCUGUCUUAACCAUCAAGGAAUUCACACAGGGAAUAGUUUAGGUGGAUAGCCGUGUUGGUCUGCAGUCAAGCAGCAGGAUUUGAGUCCAUUGGUGCCUUAGAGACCAACAAGAUUUUCAGAGUGCAAGCUUUUGAGAGUCAGAGCUCCCUUCUUCAGACACCUAGAUCAGAUGUGGCUGCAAUGUAGAGCUUCGCUUUAGCUGAUGGAUUGUUUGGUGCAGAUAUGGGAACAUGUAGCUAUGUUUUGCAACUGGCAGGUUUCUGGUAUAAGGUGGUUCUUCAGCAUCCAUUAUUUAUUUGUACAGUGGUGUCUAGAAAUAGAUUUCCUGUGGGGAUUGAUUCAUGGUCAGGUUGAUGACGUAGUGGACGUUGCUGAAGGCCUGGUCAAAUUUCUCAAGUUCUUCUUUCCCAUCUACCCAGAUGAUAAAAAAAUGUCUCCAAGGGCAAGAUGGGUGUUAGCAGGUGGGAACUGAGAAAAUGCUCUUCCAAGUCUGCCAUGGAAAUGUGGCGCCAUGCGAGUGCCCAUGGCUGUGCCAUUGAUUUGGAGGAAUGCAUCUUCACCAAAACUGAAGCAGUUGCCAGUGAGGAGAAACUGGCAGAGCGCGAUAGUGAAGUCAGCUGUGGUAUUGUCAGUGAUGGUGUUCCUAAUGGCUUGUAGUUCAUCUUUAGGAGAGAUGUUGGUGUAUAGAGACUCAGCAUCCAUGGUUGCCAAAAUAGCGUUACCUGGUCAAUUGUCAACUGGUUGUACUUUUCUCAGGAAUGCUGUGGUGUCUUGCACACAAGUGGGUGUAUUGAUGGGAUGGGGUUUGGUAAUGGAGUCCCUGUAUCUAGACGCCCCAACCGCAAUGGUCCCUGUGCCCAAGACAGUAGGACAUCCUGGGUUGCCCGGCUUGUGUAUUUGGGGCAGAAGAUAGGAAGUGCCCGGUCGAGGUUCCUGUAGUGUGUCGAUAUGGGUUUGCUCCUGUAUGUGUGUGGGUAAUUCCUUUUAACACCUCUUUAGUUCUGUUUGGUGUUCCUGAGCAGGGUCUGAAGUUAGUUGUUUGGAGAAAGCAGCUUUGGAGAGUUGUCUUUUGGCCACCUGAAAGUCAUCAGAAUUGUCCUUGAUGACAACUGCUCCUCUUUUUGUCAGUUUUUUAAAUCAUUAUGUCUGGAUUGUUUCUGAGGCUGUUUAUAGCAUUUCUUUUUGUGUUGUGUUGCGUUGCAUUGCGUUGUGGGAGAUGAUGCUUCUUGUCUGAAGGUGUCUGAAGAAGGGAGCUCAUGUCUAGGACCCACAGGCCUUCUGGGCUGCCUCUGCCACUGUGCUCCACGGCAACAGCUUCGUUCCUUUAAGCAAAGCCUUCUAAGGCUGCUACCCUGCAAAUGGGUAAAAAUGACCAACUGCCUAUCCACGUACUUUCUCCAUGACAACUCCCACCUUGUGGAACAGCCUGCCUGAGGAUGUCAGGAAGGCUUCUUUGCAUUUGACGUUCCAGAGAUCGUGUAAAACUAGAAUGGUUUGAGGGGGCGUUUCUAGGAAGUGAACAGAAUUGUGCUCUGUUGCCGUGUUUGCUGUGUGUACUGUGCUGUUCUUAUUGCUUUGUCUUGUCCCUUUGUCAUUCUGUUUUCUGCAUUUGUGUACUCCUAUUUUCUUCCUCCCGUAGAUAAGAAGAAGAAAAUUUGAUUUAUAUACCUCCCUUCAGGAUAACUUAACGCCCUCUCAGAGCGGUUUACAAAGAAUGUUAUUAUCAUCCCCACAACAAUCACCCUGUGAGGUGGGUGGGGCUGAGAGAGCUCUAGAAGAGCUGUGACUGACCCAAGAUGUGAGCCCUGCAAAAAAUUAUUAACAUUUUUCUUUAUUUAAACCCCAGGAAAGAGGGUGUUUGCUUCCACUCAGUUUAUCCAGUUGCCCAGUUUAUCCAACUGCUGCCCCUCCCUCCUCCUCCUCCUUCAGUCCAUGUGCUCUUGGCCAAGGAGUCAGAAAUGGAGGAAGAGGCCUCUCCCUCUCAGCCCUUCCUGGCCCAGGUUCAUGACCUUGUUGCAUGAGGCCUUCAGGUAAUCAGUUUGUUUUAGGGCUGCCAACUCUGGGAUGGGUAAUUCCUGGAGAUUAGUGGGUGGAGCUUGGGGAGGGUAUGGUUUGGGGAGGGACCUCAGCAAGCUAUGAAGCCAUAGGAUACACCCUCCCAAGCAGCCAUUUCCUCUAGGGGAGCUGAUCUCUCUCAUCUGAAGAUGAAUUGUAAUUUUGGGAGAUAGCCGGGCCCCACCUGGAAGUUGGCAUUCCUAGUCUUUACGUUGGGGUGAAGUGUUCCUGGAGCUCCUAAAACCAACAAGUCACCCUUUUAGCCUUUUCUUCUCCCAGCUAAAAGGAACCUGUUAGCCAGACUGCUCUAAAGAUGGGGGAUUAAUAGGCAGUAGGCUUACAUCAAGGGGUCAUGACCUAUGUAUACCAGAGUUAGAAUUCCUGGAGCACCCCUAAUAAAAGAGGAAACCAAUGCUUCAACGAAUCAAUGCUUUUACUUAUCGGCUUUUGAGCAUACAGAGAACACGAAUCAUACGCACAGUCAAUACAAGGCUAGGAAAUAAACGGGUGGAAAAUAUACAGACACAGUUGCAUGAGCAGGGAAUAUCGUUGAUGGGCAAUAUGCACCUGUCCGGCAAGAGGCAGAGA
This is a messenger RNA of Eublepharis macularius, 5257 nucleotides long. Its product is annotated as zinc finger protein 397-like. The transcript is spliced from 5 exons. The record is from RefSeq and is a predicted model, not a curated record. Gene Ontology annotation, molecular function: DNA-binding transcription factor activity, RNA polymerase II-specific; RNA polymerase II cis-regulatory region sequence-specific DNA binding. NCBI's taxonomy places the organism in Eukaryota, Metazoa, Chordata, Lepidosauria, Squamata, Eublepharidae. Gene Ontology annotation, biological process: regulation of transcription by RNA polymerase II. The coding region runs from base 401 to 2272 and encodes 623 amino acids.